This is a messenger RNA of Priceomyces carsonii, 1899 nucleotides long. RefSeq names its product kinetochore-associated Ndc80 complex subunit. Lineage: Eukaryota; Fungi; Ascomycota; Pichiomycetes; Serinales; Debaryomycetaceae. The transcript has a single exon. Gene Ontology annotation, cellular component: Ndc80 complex. Gene Ontology annotation, biological process: attachment of mitotic spindle microtubules to kinetochore. The record is from RefSeq and is a predicted model, not a curated record. Bases 1 to 1899 code for a protein of 632 amino acids.
AUGAACCACACGAGCAUCUCACAGCCCUCUAGUCUCUUGAGGAAGAGUACGGGGAAGCGACUCCUGAUGGCGUCAGCUACGAGGACCUCUCUUUUGGGACCCCGAAAUUUGAUGGAUUCGUUAUCGAGCUCAGCGAAAAGGAGAUCAUUACUUCUGACACCAGCAUCAACUGGCAGAAGGAGACAAAGUUUAGUUCCACCUUCUUCGCAACAUCUGCUGCAGCAAUUACACCAGAGUUUAUCGCAACAAACGCAGAGCAAUAACAAUCCUUCCGCAACUCCCAUUCAGCAACCAACCCCGUCAUUGACAGAUCAGAGGCCCUUAAGAGACAAAAACUAUCAGUCCUUGAUUCAACAAGAAAUAUAUGAUUUUCUCGUGGCUAAUAAAUUCGAAUUAGAAAUGAAUCACUCUUUAACGAGUAAGACCUUAAAGCAACCUACCCAGAAGGACUUUAUUUUAAUAUUUAGGUUCUUGUAUAAUAAGAUUGAUCCAUAUUAUGAAUUUACCAAGUCAACUGAAGUCGAAGUUUUUUCUUUACUAAGGACUUUAAACUAUCCUUAUCUUGAUGGCAUCAACAGAUCUCAAAUAAGUGCUGUAGGAGGUCAAAAUUGGCCAUCAUUUUUGGGUAUGUUAUAUUGGUUAAUUAAAUUGAAUUUGUCAUUGUUAGAUAUAAACAUUGACGAUGAAUCACUCAUAAGUCCUGAAGAUGAUUUUGAUAGAAUCUUUAUACAAUAUAUCAGGGAUUCCUAUAACGCAUUCAUAAAUGAAAGAGAUGAUUACACUGAAUUUUAUAAUGAGAUGAAGUUGAAAUUUGACGAACUAAAUAAUCAACUAAAUGAUGAAAUGCACAACCUUCAAGAAGAAAACAAAAACUUAAUUGAUGAAUUAAGUGAAUUACAAAGGCAGCUAGAUACUUUGGAGCAAAGCGAAAGAAAGUCAAGAGCCUUGGAGAAUGAUCUAAUAAAAUUCAAAGCGUAUAUCGAAACAAUGGAGUCAAGGAAGCAGAAAUGGUCAGAAAUUUUGGAUAAAAUUCAGCAAGAGAUCGAGAAGUGUGAUGAGGAAUUACAAAAGUAUACUAAUGAAAAGAAAGACAUCGAAUUCAAAUUGAAUGAGCAAGGAGUCACUGUAAGUCUGAUUAAUGAAUUAAACAUCGAACGAGAUAAAUUGUCAAAAACAAUUGAUCUGAUAAAUAAUAAUUUAGAUGAAAUCAAAUCUAGGUUAAGUUCAAAGGAAAUUGAAUUGAAUAAGAAUUAUCAGAGCUUAGAAAAUUUUAUAAAGCAGUAUAAUAACUUAAUAUUUAAAAUGAAAUCAAAAGAUUACAAUUUUGAGUUGGAAAUUAAUAAAGAGAUCAUGAUGAACUUUGACGAAGGUUUCAAACCGAGUGCCAUAUUGAAUAAGAUUCUCAAAGAUGAAAAAAUCGAAUUAUUGAGAUUCAGAAAUCUGGUCAAUACGAGGACUCAUAAGUACGAGGACGACCACAUCAAGUAUCAGGAGCAAAGUGAUUUAAUAAAUGAAAAGAUUCUUGAGCAAAGAGAAAAAUUGGAUUCUUUGGAAUCAAAGUUAACUGCCAACAAACUAAAUUACGAUGAGAUUUAUGAAACGAUGAUUAACGAUUCAACCACGUAUUCCACUCAAAUUGAGCGAUUAGAAAGAGAGUUAAGAUCAAUUAAGAUAAAUACAAAUCAAGGUUUCAUUGAGUUGGAGAACAGAUAUCAGAACGUUAUAAUAGAGCACGAUGAAGUAGAUCAUGAUUUGACAAAAGAAAGGAAUAAAAUAAUAGACCGUGUUUACAAGAUCGCGGACUUUAUCAUGAAUUUCAAAUUGAAUAUUCAAACAAAUCUUCUUGAUCUUGAUGACUUAACGAUAGUUGAAUACGAAAACCAACAAAAGGAGUAUUAG